Molecule: messenger RNA, 1419 nt
Organism: Calidris pugnax (ruff)
Lineage: Eukaryota; Metazoa; Chordata; Aves; Charadriiformes; Scolopacidae
Gene: TBXA2R
Product: thromboxane A2 receptor
Exons: 3
Coding region: 298-1389 (363 amino acids)
Biological process (GO): positive regulation of vasoconstriction; adenylate cyclase-activating G protein-coupled receptor signaling pathway; inflammatory response
Cellular component (GO): plasma membrane
Molecular function (GO): thromboxane A2 receptor activity
Source: RefSeq, a predicted model, not a curated record
CCAAACCCUUCCUCCCGUGGAAUCUCCCUGGAGAGGGUUUUGCCGGAUCCAGUAGCCCCAAAGCGCGGCGCGGGGUCGGCAGGGACGGGCACGGGGCUCAGGGUGUCUCCUCCGCAGGACCUGCUGUCCCCACACGUGUCCUCCUGCCGUGGCCACCCAGGACGGAGGGAGAAGGCGAGUGAGGAGCCCCCCGGCCCCCACAUGAACCCCUUCCCGGUGAGGCGGGAUCAGCGCCGGCACCGGAGGACACCAUGGAGCUGAGCCAGGAGGGCGCCUGAAGCUGCUGGAAGGAGUGGGAUGGGCUGGGGCGACAUGGACCCCCCCAACAGCAGCCUGGCCAGCCGGUCAGACACGUGCUUCGGGGUCUUCAAUGCCAGCGAGGGUCACAACACGGUGCAGAACAGCAUCACCUCGCCCUGGUUCUCCACGGCCUUCGGCCUCAUCGGCCUCUGCUCCAACCUCUUCGCCCUCUGCGUCCUGCUCAGCUCCUCCCGAAAGCUGUCCAGCCGGACCCGCUCCUCCUUCCUCGUCUUCCUCUGCGGGCUGGUGGUCACGGACUUCAUGGGGCUGCUGGUGACGGCCUCGGUCAUCAUCCCCUACCACUUCAUCAAGUUCACCUGGGCCAAGGUGGACACCGGUUGCCACCUCUGUAACUUCCUCGGCUUCUCCAUGGUCUUUUUCGGACAGUGCCCGCUGCUGCUGGGGGCCACCAUGGCUGGGGAGAGGUUCUUUGGCAUCAACCACCCCUUCUCCCGCUCCACCAGCAUCUCCAAGCGCCGCGCCUGGUCCAUCGUGGGGCUGGUGUGGGGCUUCUCCUGCCUGCUGGGGCUGCUGCCGGUGCUGGGGCUGGGGCGGUACACGCUGCAGUACCCUGGCUCCUGGUGCUUCAUCACCCUCCUGCCCGACACCGGCGAUGUCAUCUUCUGCCUGCUCUUCGCCCUCCUGGGCAUCUUCUCCGUGCUGCUCUCCUUCAUCUUCAACACCGUCAGCGUGGUGACACUCUGCCGUGUCUACCAUGACCGGGAGUCAGUGCAGCGGCGCCGGGACAGCGAGGUGGAGAUGAUGGUGCAGCUCGUGGGCAUCAUGGUCAUCGCCACCAUCUGCUGGAUGCCCCUCCUGAUCUUCAUCGUGCAGACAGUCCUGCAGCAGCUGCCGGCCGACGGCCGGAUCCGGGUGCUGCCCCCCGAGACGCAGAAGAUGCUGCUCAUCUACAUCCGCAUGGUCACCUGGAACCAGAUCCUGGACCCCUGGGUCUACAUCCUCUUCCGCCGGGCCGUGCUGCAGCGCGUCUACCCCAGCCUGCGCCCCCGCCCCUCCGUCUUCUCCCUCUACCCCGUCCUCAACCCCUCCCUGCGCCGAAAGCUCACCUCCGAAUCCGUCCUGCAGUAGUGGCCCCCCCCCUUGUUAGCUAGUAGAGGG